CAAAUAAUCUCGCCCUGUAUUGUUUACAUCACGUAAAUUUGGUUUUAGCUAGUUGCAUGAAAAACGUAUCUGAGUGCGAGAUUUCAUUUUAAUUGUCUUUUUGUACUAUUCGCUAGGAAUCAGACGAAAUAAUUCAUUUACAAAAAGUUGCACUAUGGCAAAACAUACCCUCCAUCUAGUGCUUCUGUACGGGGCGCUAGUGAGCAUCUCGCUUGCCGCGACCACGCACAAACACGGUCACCAUGCUACGGGAUCCAAAGAAAGGCUGGAGGACGGCAGCUAUGCUCCCCGAGAUGCUCAUCAUAUGGAAGGAGACGAACAUCACUCUGAAUUCGAUCACGAGGCCAUUCUUGGUAGUGUAAAGGAGGCGGAGGAAUUCGAUACUCUCUCUCCGGAGGAAUCCAAGCGCCGAUUGGCGCAGUUAGUUCUCAAAAUGGAUCUAAACUCGGAUGGGUUCAUUGACCGACACGAGCUGAAGGCAUGGAUAUUGCGUUCGUUCAAAAGUUUACUCGAGGAGGAAGCCACUGACAGGUUUGAGGAUUUGGACUUGAAUCAAGACGAUGCCGUUAGUUGGGAUGAGUACUACAUGGAGACGUACGGAAUGGACAGCGAGGACGAGGAAUCGCAGAAGAUGGAUGUGUCAGACCCAAGCAAAGAGGAAGAGAGGAAACUGAUGGCUGACGACAAAGAAAUGUUUGAAGCAGCCGAUAACAAUAAGGACGGAAAAUUAGAUCCAUCCGAGUUCGUCCUGUUCAUUUCCCCAGAAGAAUUCCCUCAAAUGUUUUCAGUUGUUCUGAAGCAAACUAUGCGCAACAAAGACACCAAUAAAGAUGGGAAGAUUGACUUCCAGGAGUAUGUUGCAGAACAAUCCAGAGAUCACGACAAGGAAUGGCUGAUUACCGAAAAGGAUCGCUUUGACAAUGAUUUUGAUAAGGAUGGUGACGGAUAUUUGAAUGGAAAUGAAGUUUUAUCGUGGAUCCUACCCAGCAACGAUGAAGUGGCAGAGGACGAAGCAUCUCAUUUGUUUGCUUCUUCUGAUGAAGAUCACGAUGAUCGUCUUUCCUACCAGGAGAUUAUCGACAAAUACGAUGUGUUUGUUGGUAGCGAGGCCACCGAUUAUGGCGAUCAUCUGCAUAACAUUCACCAUUUCGAAGAUGAGCUAUAAAGUAGUGCAAUCAUUUUGUUAGAAUACUGGCUAGAUUUUUGUAACCAAUGAUACUCCUAAUUUUUCUCCCCUACUCUAGUCUUUAAAGUCCAGUAUUUAUAAUAAAUUUUAUUUAUAAGCCUCAUCGAGUUGUCAAUACACAAUUUGAUUCGUACCUCUCCUACAUCCCUUAUCUAUGAAAUGCAGAAAAUGAAUGUUAUAUAAGUACUAAUCCAACCAUAUAAUUCAUAAGUAUUUCAUAAGAAUUUGUAUGCUCGUUUUUCGUACAUAUUUAUUUUGGUGAAUGCUCUCAUUAUGGAUAAUGUGACUGCGUUCUGAUCAAAACUAGUGUAAGUUCAAAUUACAUUGCUUCUUAUGAGUCAAAAGAUGUGAGAAGAAUUGAUCGAUGAGUGAUAAUGGAA
This is a messenger RNA of Toxorhynchites rutilus septentrionalis, 1566 nucleotides long. RefSeq names its product reticulocalbin-2. The record is from RefSeq and is a predicted model, not a curated record. Gene Ontology annotation, cellular component: endoplasmic reticulum. The transcript is spliced from 3 exons. Bases 155 to 1165 code for a protein of 336 amino acids. Gene Ontology annotation, molecular function: calcium ion binding. Lineage: Eukaryota; Metazoa; Arthropoda; Insecta; Diptera; Culicidae.